Messenger RNA from Zasmidium cellare ATCC 36951, 1125 nucleotides. Its product is annotated as glycosyltransferase family 32 protein. Bases 1 to 1125 code for a protein of 374 amino acids. Gene Ontology annotation, biological process: mannosyl-inositol phosphorylceramide biosynthetic process. Lineage: Eukaryota; Fungi; Ascomycota; Dothideomycetes; Mycosphaerellales; Mycosphaerellaceae. The record is from RefSeq and is a predicted model, not a curated record. The transcript has a single exon. Gene Ontology annotation, molecular function: mannosyltransferase activity.
AUGCGCACAAGACAUGUGGUCGGCCUUGUAUUCCUCUCCAUCCUCUCCCUCGCAUUCCUCUGGCGACAUCAUAUCCGCGACCUCUCAGAAGUUACCCGCACAUACAGCGUUUUCCACAAGUACCUACGGCGUAAUCAAGAUGUCCUGGUACGAUUUUCGACUCAGCUUCAAUCGUCAGAGGCGAACGACAUAACACUGCCCGACUCCGUUCCCCAGAUCAUUCACCAAAUCUUCCUCUCAAAUGGCAGACCGAACUCAACUCUGGCCAAGUACGAUCCAGCGAUCAAAAGCUGCCAAGCCCUACAUCCGGGAUGGACGUUCAAGAUGUGGACAGACACCAAUGCGACUGACUUCAUCGCUGAGUUCUACCCGGACAUUCUGCCUCAUUACACCGGCUACAAGCAGAACAUCCAGCGCGCCAACAUUCUCCGGUAUGCACUGCUGCAUCACUUCGGCGGUGUAUAUCUAGAUCUCGACGUUACGUGUCUUGCAGCUCUGGACGAGCCACUAUCCAAAGGGUCGGAUAGAUCUCUCACUCACCUGCCAUGGGUCACCCCGGGAGCUUACCCAGCAGGCGUUAACAACGCAUUCAUCCUCUCUCGACCAGGCCAUCCCUUCCUCGCCGAGCUGCUUGGUCGAGUGCCUAGCCGCGACUUGCCAUGGCCCAUGCCGUACGUCGAGAACAUGCUCAGCACAGGCUGCAUGUACUUCUCCAACGUCUGGAUGUCAUAUGCUCUGCGCUUGGAGAGGGAGUGGCGAAAUCCUGGCGUGAGGAAGGAAGAUCGAGUGUAUAUCCUCGCGGAUGAGAAUGGCAGUAUGGAUCCUCACAUGCUGAGAGGCAAGAUCACCACACCGCUCUUCGCGCACGGCGGGGCGAGUAGCUGGCACGGUUGGGACGCGGCGAUGAUCGUUAUGAUCGGGAAACACUAUGGAUAUUUCGCACUUGGACUCGCGAGUCUGGUGGCCUCGAUUGUGCUUGCGGCGUGGAAGCUGAGUCGACGCAGCAAGUCGAGGCGGAGGAGCAGCUGGAGAAGUGCGGUUUCGCGGCUCAGUCUUGAUCGACGGAGUCUAGAGAAGCAUUCCCUGCUACAGGAUGAAGAGCAGGGAUUGGCGAAAAACGGGUAA